UCAGCAGACAUAUUUUGAUCAUUUGAGGUGGGGGGCGCAGGAGAGUUUUCACAGGCGUCAGAUUUGUGGAGGGAUGCUGAGGGUGACUUCAAAAGUUUGGGUGUACCUGUGUACCUCUCUCUCACUCAAGCACACACACACCUCCUCCUCGUGCGCGGGGUUGUGUAACAACAGUGUGUGCACGUAGAGCAGGCAGGUCCUCCCCACUGCUGCUGUUGUGAAGCCUUGAAGGAGGAGGAGGCGGUGGUCGAGUCUAUCGAGCAGCCCGAAGGUAGAAGUUGCGCUGCAGGGGUGGGACUUCAUUUGUGCAGUCGGUCGGAGGUUCAUCUGCGGCUCUGGCUGCAGCUUUCUGCAGACCUUAGUGACGGAAACACACGGACCCCUCUGAGUUAAACAUCAAACCCUCCUCCUCCUCUUCUUCUUCUCCCUCUUCUCCCUCCUCCGGUUGGCCGUAUCUGAACGCUUCCGGAUGCGCUGACCCAGCAGCAGCUCCUCCACCAUCAGCACCAUCAUCAGUGUGAACGCCGUGUCCCUCCCUCCACCUCCCCGGGGUAGAUAAACCCGACCGGCACCGCUGUCAUCGGAUGGAGAGAGCCGCCUGAAGAAGGGAGAGCGGUGGAGUUGGUCUACCCCCCACCUCCUCUUCCUCCUUCCUCUCCACUGCGCCAAAAGAAAACUCCCGGCUGGCUGCAGCACCAUGUCCUCGGCUCAGAGUGGAGAUAUAUCAGGCUACCAUCUGAGUGUGGUGCGUAACCCGCCGGGCUGGGAGGUUGGGCUCUACCUGGUGGGCUUUUUCGUACUGCUGGGCCUGGCUGGGCUUAAUAUCUGGAAGCUGUGGAAAUCUGGAACUUUUCCAACGCCGUCUCCUUUCCCCAAUUUUGAUUAUCGAUAUCUGCAAGAAAAAUAUGGAACCUCCUUCUCGGAAGUGAGACAAAAGAGAGUGGCAGCCAAUAACCACAGGCGAACCUCCACCACAUCCAGCCGUAAGCCUAGUCUGGCCCUUGGCGACACCCCAGAUGGCUUCAGGGACCUGGGCCAUUUGGAGCUAAUGAGUAGAGAGUUGGACCCAUCAGGCAUAGCUCAGCUCAACCGAUCCAUCUCUACCGACUCACUCAGCUCAAUCUCCUCUAUUGCCAACAACUUUGGUAAUGACUUCACUGUUGGCCAGCUGGAGGUGACCCUGGAAUUUGAACCAUCCAAGCACCCGGGCCAGGGGAUGGGAUUGCUCCACAUCACCCUGCACCAGGGCAAAGACCUGCUGGAGAAAGAGGAAGGCGACUUCCCUGGCUGCUUCAUCAGAGUCUCACUGGGGCCAGAGGAGAUUAAUGUGGGAGUGACAAGGGUCCAGACAAAUGCAUUCACCGUGAUCUUCGAUGAGCGCUUCUCCAUCCCCAUGGAUUCUUCCAGCCUGGAGGAGUACAGCCUUCGCUUUGCCGCUUUUGGUAUCGAUGCUGACGAGAGAAAUAUCAGCGCAGGCGUAGCAGAGCUCAAGCUGUCAGACUUGGACCUGACCAUCAGACCAUUCAACGCCUGGCUCUAUCUUCAGGAUGUCAAUAAGGCAGUGGAUGCAGUCGGGGAGAUCUUGUUGUCUCUCAGCUAUUUGCCAACAGCAGAGCGUCUCACUGUGGUUGUGGCUAAGUGCAAGAACCUGGUGUGGACCAAUGGCAAGAACACCGCAGAUCCAUUUGUCAAAGUCUAUCUGCUGCAAGAUGGCAGGAAAAUCAGUAAGAAGAAGACUUCCACCAAGAGGGAUGACACAAACCCCAUUUUCAAUGAAGCCAUGAUCUUCUCUGUGCCGUCGAUCGUUCUGCAGGAGCUCUCUCUGAGGGUGACGGUGGCAGAGGCCACAGACGAUGGCCGGGGUGAGAACCUUGGUCAUGUGAUCAUCGGCCCUGAGGCCAGCGGGAUGGGAAUCACUCACUGGAACCAGAUGCUGGCAACUCUGAGGAAGCCCGUGUCCAUGUGGCACCCUCUGCGCAGGAUCUAGUCACCUCAGAACAUACCUGACCCGAUUCGAGUACAACACUCACUUCUUCAAAUUCCUUUGAACUCUCCCUUUGUUUGUUGCCAUUUUUACAUUGCAUAAGUUAUAUGUCUCUGUAACAGAGACAUUAUCACCCUGGGUUGUGUAUAUAAUAAAUGAGUUUAGUCACCUCUCACUUUCAUUAUUUUGUCUUCAUUCUCUCACCGCGAAAGGGAAUUGGUCUGAAAUCCGACUCCCCUCCAGUGAGAGGACUCGAGUAUGUGGAUGUAUAUAUUGCUGCCUUAAAAGUCGUGAUCAAAUGUUUUAUUUUCAAAUUUGAAAAGGAGCCCGGCCUUGGCAGAUGCACUCCCUCCCUCUGCAUGGUGCGUGCGCUGGUAGAAGCCGAUUGUAAAUGUUUGGAGAAUGAGCUACUGGAUGAGAGGUGAACUUCUUUCUCUUUCAGGAAAAGCACCCAUUUGUCUUUUCCCAUCAGUCACUGAUUGUACCUUCUUAAUUGAAUUGAGAUGGGUUAGCGCUCUUGGAUUUGAUUAUCUUAUAUUUGUUAAUAGUGUGGUUGAUUAACAUUAGCGGUUUUGGUAUGUUCAGUAUUAAUCAUGCUUAAAUCCAGGUACUCUUAUCCAGGUGAAAUAACUGUAAUUUGUAGCAGUGGUUACAGGGUGGUAAAAUCAGAGGUAAUCAGCAUAUAAAUAUCAUACUAUGUUGUUCUACUUUUACCACGAUUAACGCAAUACUAAUUGUAUAAGCAUAUUAGGAUGUGUAAAUACUGCAGUAUAACAUUGUUUUCAUUUAAACUUUUUCUCUUCUGGGUGUAAAAGACAUGUUUUUCAUAUUAUGACUACUAAUAAAAUGCUGAACACCAUUUGUACAACUCUAUAUUAAACACCCAUGUCAUUGGUGAUUGAUGAAUUAUUGUUAUUAAAACACCUCUGGGAAUUUAACCUUUGAUGUGGAGUGUACUAACCCCCUGAAAUGGGUUUAAAGUUUCUUUUACGUUAGAGGAAACAUCUUGAUAUCCUGCGUGGUUUUCACUGGCCACUUGUUACAUUCAUUAUAGCUGUUGUUGUUAAAACUGCCCAGAAACAUCCCUGGCCAAAAGCAGGUGGUGGUGGUGGGCGGGGCUGGGUGUUAAGUGGAAAUAAUGCCGAAACAUUCAAAUGAAGACAGUGUGACAAGAACCUCGUGAAGGUCAGGAUGUCAAGAUGGCUUUUGAUCAGUCUCAGACAUUCUCUACAACAUUGUGCAACAGUGCUUCUGAAUGUGAAUUAUCAUGUGACGCAGCCGCUAACAAUCUUUUGGAUUUCUUUCUUUUUUCAGACAUGUUUUAGGUCAAAUUAUGAUUUAUAACCUCACUUUGAACACACCUGUGGUCAUGUAAUGGGCAAAAGUUUCCUACUGUGCCAAAUAAUGAAGCAAUAUUUUCAUUUACAGUCAACAUUGGCAUUCAGUUUGAUGAAGUUGUAACUAACAUUCAGCCAUGCAUGAAGUUAUUUAGCAUUUGAUGUGAAUGUGCCUCAUUAAUAAAAUGUAUUGUGUGAAUGCCGUUUGAAAUAAAAAGUGAUUCAACAGUUACUCAUGAGCCACUUUAUCGUCAUGAC
Haplochromis burtoni (Burton's mouthbrooder) is the source of this 3579-nucleotide messenger RNA. RefSeq names its product synaptotagmin XII (gene syt12). Gene Ontology annotation, molecular function: calcium ion binding; clathrin binding; SNARE binding. The transcript is spliced from 8 exons. Lineage: Eukaryota; Metazoa; Chordata; Actinopteri; Cichliformes; Cichlidae. Bases 698 to 1987 code for a protein of 429 amino acids. Gene Ontology annotation, biological process: cellular response to calcium ion; calcium-ion regulated exocytosis; regulation of calcium ion-dependent exocytosis. The record is from RefSeq and is a predicted model, not a curated record.